CGCAGCGCAAAAAAGAGCCAAUCAGUUACGUAACGAUAGCAAUAAUUAUCGAUAUAUAUCGUGUUUGGCAUUUCGUUGUUUGUCAGUUGCUACCACAUUGCAUACAAGUCUUGCGCGAAAAAAGUUGAGAAUGUUUGCACUAACCAGUUCACUUGUGCGCUCUCCAGCGCUGCGUCAGGGCCUCCAAGUGGCCGCCGCUAACCGCCAGGUCUCCGUGAAAGUCGUCUCCGUUGGCUCCACGCUGAAGGAUGAGAGUUUCUUCGAGAAGAACGAACGCCUGGGCCGCCAGAUGUCGCCCCAUCUGACCAUCUACAAGCCACAGCUGACCUCCAUGCUGUCGAUCAUGCAUCGCGGCACCGGCCUCGCUCUCGGCGUUGGCGUCUGGGGUCUGGGAUUGGGUGCCCUCAUCUCGUCGCACGACAUCAGCCACUAUGUGACCAUGGUGGAGGGUCUGCAGCUAAGUGGCGGCGCCUUGACCGCCAUUAAGUUCAUCAUAGCCUAUCCUGUGGGUUAUCACUCCGCUAACGGUAUUCGCCAUCUGCUAUGGGACACCGGUCGUUUCCUCAAAAUCAAAGAGGUCUACUCUACCGGUUAUGCAAUGGUCGCCGCCUCCGUUGUCAUCACAGCCAUCUUGGCACUGAUCUAAAUAACUAAUCCACAAUCCCGGGAUGAUACUACGGAUGAUGAUGGUAAACUUAUAAAUUAAAUUCUAGUGCGAACAUGUUGACAAUUUGUUAAAAUGCAGAAUACAUGUACAGUUUAUUUAUA
Molecule: messenger RNA, 768 nt
Organism: Drosophila nasuta
Lineage: Eukaryota; Metazoa; Arthropoda; Insecta; Diptera; Drosophilidae
Gene: SdhC
Product: Succinate dehydrogenase, subunit C
Exons: 2
Coding region: 131-646 (171 amino acids)
Biological process (GO): mitochondrial electron transport, succinate to ubiquinone; tricarboxylic acid cycle
Cellular component (GO): membrane; respiratory chain complex II (succinate dehydrogenase)
Molecular function (GO): electron transfer activity
Source: RefSeq, a predicted model, not a curated record